UCACGUGUUCGAAAGGAAAAUAUGAUGACAACUUCCUUGACUUUUACUUUAAAACCACAAUAAUUAACAAAAAAGUAAAAAGACCUUUCGGUAAAUGAAUGUAUGUCUUGUUACUUAACUUACUAAACAAUCACUAGAAUGGCACGUAGAGGCCAGACACGCUUGUUCAAAACGGGCACGAAAGUUGACUUGUUUGUGACUAGUGUACAGCCGGGUGUUGGCCGUUUCUGUCACUUUUGGGCCCAAUCUGACAUCGAAUCACAGUUGGCAGUUGAAGAACUAAUGAAUGCAGUUGAAUCAAAGGUUGCACAUACAUCUUGCCCUCAGAUUGUCCGUACGGAUGAACUAUGCCUGGCUAAGUUUCAAGGAGAUGGAAAGUGGUACCGCAGCAAGGUUGUCGAUUGUCGCCAAGAUGGCAGCAGGAGCCCGGCUAAAGUUUUCUUCAUCGAUUAUGGCAACUCUGAGAAUGUACCUUUGUCUGAGCUAAGAACUAAUAUGCAUGAGUACUUUGCUAACUAUCCCCCACAGGCAAAAGAGUUUGUUCUCGCUGAUUUAUUGCCGAGUGACGGAAUACACUGGUCAGAAAGAGAAGUCGAAUACCUCAAUGAUCACCUCUCGUAUGGUGAAUUCUCUGCCCAUGUUCUAGCCACAGUUUGUGGUAAGAUACCACUUGUCCGUCUAAUGAACAAUGAUGAUAAAACACAGCCGCUUGUGUUGAAAUUCCCAAGUGCGAAUAUUGGGAAGAGUUACAACAACACCCACUUCUUGAAAUCUGAGUUCCCUCGGAACGAAUUGCCGCUGUCGACAGACUUGGAAGCAUUUGUGACAUAUUCUUUAUCACCUGUCAAAUUCUGGAUCCAACUUGCAAGCGAUGAGGAGCAACUGAACCAGCUGCGCCUUCUUAUGGAAGCACAGUAUGGCAACUUGAGCGAUAGGGACCUUGUCUGUAAUUUCAUUGAUGAGGGAACAUUAUGUGCUGGUGUCUGUAGCAUUGACGGCAGUUUUUACCGCGCUGUUGUAGAAGAAUGUCGCACUGAUGGUUUCUGCAGAACGUUCUUCAUUGACUAUGGUAACAGCGAAACUGCCAGUAUUCAAAACUUCAGGUUUAAAAUCCUGCCAGAUCAGUUGAAAAGUGUUCCUGCCUAUGCCUUUGAGUGUACCCUUGCUGGUAUCCCCCCAGGAAUGCACAUGACUGACAUACAUAUAGCAAUCUUCCGUGAUCUUGUCAAUGACACUGCUGUAAAAGCACAAGUUCUCAGUGUGAAUGGAGAUGGUGUUUACACUGUGGCAUUGUUUGACAGAAAUGGCAUUUCCAUAGUAGAUUUCAUGAAGCUUGGUUCUGUGAAGCCAUUGCCCAAAGUGGUACCAGCAGUAAAACCUGUUGUCCAAAAGCCACCACAGGUACCAGCUCCAGAUUGUGCUGUAGGUACAGAGGAAGAUGUCUUCAUUACUCUGGUAGAGUCGCCAGACAAAUUCUUUGGACAACUCGUCAAAUAUUCCGGUGAAGUUCUGAAUGAGUUCCAGAAUACUCUGAUGGAGCAUUAUGAAGCCAACAAUGCCCGCAUCCCUCACCUCUCCUCGCCAUCUGUCGGGGACUACUGCUGUGCCAAGUAUACAGUUGAUGAUAUGUGGUAUCGAGCCCAGGUCACAGCUAUAGCUGGAAACAAACUUGAUUUGUUCUUCAUAGACUAUGGGGACAAGGAAACAGGUGUGCGUGUGGCAGAAGUUAAAGUCCUUGAUCCCAGAUUUGUAAACCUGCCACAGCAAGGUAUAUUUCUGAAAAUGACAGCACCAGUUGAUAAAUCGAAAUUUGAGGAAAUCAUUGACAGGCGCAUCACUCUGAAAUUGGAAAACAAACUUGGAGGAAAUUAUUACAGCACCACAUUCAGCGAGAAAAAUGAACGCAACGUUCUUCAGCUUCUGUUGGAACCUCAAGCAUGUCAAGCUCCGAGUCAAACUCAAAGCACCAUGCAGCGUGCACGCUUCAAAGAGUCAGUAAUCGACCCGGCCAAGGCAGAGGCAGUAUCGAUCAGCCAUGUCAACCAUCCAGAGAGUUUCUACUGUCAGCUAUCAAAGACUGAAGAAAGCCUGAACCAGCUGAUGGACGAUAUCCAUAACAUUUAUUCCAAGCUGGAUCCUAUGGGUGGAUUGCUGCAGAGCCUUAUUCCUGGGACGCCCUGUGUUGCCCAGUUUACAGAGGAUCAAGGCUGGUACAGAGCAAGUGUUCUUGCCGGUCAAGGUGACAAAGUUAAAGUGUUCUACGUGGACUAUGGCAACUCUGAGGAACUUCCCAAAAGUUGUGUUCGAAUAAUGGACCCUAGAUUCCUGCUCCUCCCAGCCCAAGCCAUUCACUGUACCAUGCACAGUAUUAGUUACGUGGGCACUUGGCCACCAGAGUGUGUCACGCAGUUCGAAGAGAUGGUAACAGCAGGAUCUUGUACUGCCUCGUUCCUAGGUUUUGACGACAAACGAUCAGCAUAUGAGGUGGAACUAUUGGAUGCUAAUGGUGUGAACAUCAAUGAAAAGUUCGGGAAGGCCACUCGAACUCUUGUCAGGGCGGCACCACCACCUUCAGCUGCCCCAACCCAAGCCCCGAGCUCUCCACAGAGACGGCCGCCCGGUAUCAUGUACCAGAAAAUUGACCUCCCAGUUGGUGUCUUCAAAGAUGUCGCUGUUGUACAUACUGAGACUCCAAGCGAAUUCUACUGCCAGUUGAUCGAGUCUGCCCCGGCCUUGAAUGACCUCAUGGACCGGAUCGAUGCUUUGUACACCAAGUUAGGACCCACGGAUCGUGGUGUGAGAAAUCCUGUGAAGGGGAUGCCGUGUUGUGCCAAAUUUACAGAAGACGACGUUUGGUAUCGAGCAGAGAUAACAGAUAUUUUGGGGAAUAUCAUAACAGUCCAGUUUGUUGAUUACGGUAAUGGUGAGACACUCUCCGUUGAGCGUGUCAAGGAACUGAAACCCGAAUUUUUACAGCUUGGAGCUCAAGCGAUCAAAUGUUGUAUGAAGGAGAUUAGACCAAAAGGUGGGGAAUGGUCGGAUGCCGCCAUUGACAGAUUUACUGACCUGACUGACGAGAAGAAUCUUGUUGGUUCAGUAAUAAAGAAGUUACCUGAUGGUACGGUUGAAAUGGAACUUUUAGAUACAGAAAGUGAUUUGAAUAUUGGACAAGAACUCUGUAAAAUAGGUGAUUGUGUGGGACCUGCUUCAGUGCCUGUGCCAAUGGCAAAUUCAAAUGCAAUGAGGCCAAGGUCUUCGUCUGGGUCUUCAUCUGGUUCUAACCCUCCUCGUCAGAGGACCUCGCCUCAUGAACCUCAGAUGUCAGACAGAGCGACUGCAAACAAGGGAGGAUUUGGAGGGAGACAACCGUCUGGUGGUCGUUCAGACUCCAAUGAUUGGAGAGAGCCUGCAGGGAAUCGAUUCUUAGACAGAUUAGCAGGAGGUGAUGAGGAGGCGAAACCGUACCGCAGACCAGAAUGGCCAGGAGAACGCGAGCCAAAGGGAAGAACUUUUGGAAAUGGAGAUUCUAAUUCUAGGUCUCAUGGUAGCUCAAACAAGGGUGAUGACUGGGGAGAUGGUGGCAGCAGCUCUUCAUUUGGUGGUCCAAAACAGGAGCGAUCAUUUGGGAAAGGUGGCAAUAGACCUGGGUUCGGCGGGGACAGGAACGCUGCUGAGAAGCGAAGCUUUGGUCAGACUGCCAUUACAGAACCUGUCCCUCCUUAUAAAGAGGUUGAUCUAUCAGUUGGAAAGAAGCAUUCUGUCCUGAUCACAUGGAACGAAACAACCUGUGAUUUCUGGUGUCAGUUGAGUGACAAUCAGGCAGACAUUGGCAAAAUGAUGGUCAGUAUUCAGGGCGAGUAUAACCGGAAGAAGUCUGAAUAUACUUUCACCAACCCUACAACAGGAUCUCCUUGUAUGGCCCUGUAUGCUGGUGAUCGAGCAUGGUACAGAGGAAAGAUCACAAAAGUUGAGUUUGGUUCUUGUAAAGUCCUCUUUGUUGAUUAUGGAAAUCAAGAAGAAAUACAGAAGUCAAAUGUGGUGAGGAUGAAGCCCGAGUUCAUGUCUUUACCCAUCCAGGGUAUCCACUGCCAGUUGCAGGGAGUGAAGCCUGUGUCUGAGAAAUGGACAGAGGAAUCGAAGAGGAAGUAUCAGAAGAUUAUGACAGAGGCACAGCCUUUGCAGUUCAUCUUUAAGGGAAAGAGUGGAGGAGUAUUCAAAGUUGAGACAGAGGUUACGUCAAGAUUGCUUUCAGCCAGUUUGGUCAGUUCUACCUCCCCUGCUCCAACUUCUACUCCUGUUGCUGCUCUUAUCCCUGCUGCUGUGGCUCCCUCUAGUAGUGUAAAGAAGUACAAAGUCUUGAAUAAGAAUGGUCGCCAUCAAGGCUUCAUCAGCCAGUUGGAUUCACCAGGAAAGUUCUUCAUGCAGCUAAAAGAUGAGGAGUCGUUAGUCACAAAGAUUACUGAAAAGUUGGUUCAACUUUGUGAAGGGCCUGCUGCUCGGAGUUUGAAAGUGAAUAAAGCGCCACCUGUGGGGGUAGCGUGUGUUGCUAAGUAUGCCGAGGAUGGAGCUCACUACCGUGCCAUUGUUGAAAGUCUUAGCGGUUCAAAGAUCUGUGUCAGAUUUGUGGACUUCGGAAAUGCAGAGAUGGUAGAUUUGAGUGAAAUCUUUGAAAUGAAUGAUUCUCUCCUGAUUCAAACACCUUUGGCUUACGAAUGUACAUUUGCUGCUGGCGCCACCUGGAGUGAUGCUGACGGGGACCAGAUGCACAACUUGACAGCCGACAAAGAACUGACUGUAGAAUUUGUCACAAGAAGUGCGCCGUUCGUUGUGAAACUGUUUGAUGGCCAGACAGAUAUAAGCAGCCAGUUCAAGCCAAUGUCCAUAGCUGGUGUGACGUCAUAUCCAAGUAAAAGCUUCACAUCAAAGAAGGAGCUGGGUUAUGUUUCUCAUGUUGAUAGCUUGACCAGUUUCUAUGUUCAGUUGGCAAGCGAAGAGGAUGAUUUAGUGACCCUCUCUGAUCAGUUACAGGAGUCGUAUAAUGCUGGUUCGACACAGCUUACGGAGCCAGGUGUUGGUUCACCCUGUGUGACACGCUUCUCUGAUGACAAUGGCUGGUACAGAGCAGUGGUAACUCAGGCAGUUGCUGGGAAGGUAACCGUGAGGUUUGUUGACUAUGGAAAUGGAGAGGAUGUCAAUUUACAGGAUAUCAAGGCGCUGAAAACAGAAUUCAGUUCAGUGCCACCAUUUGCCGUUCAGUGCCGUCUGCCGACUGAUAAAUCAUCACAAGCUGAUGCGGAUAAGUUCUCUGAGCAGACAGCAGAGAAGCAGCUUACAUUUCACUUCUCAUCUUCUGAGCCGUACGUUGUAAAAGUGUUCGAUGGCCCUACAGAUAUUGGAGCAGCAUUUAGUACUACUGAACGAAUCACACCAGCGUCAUUCCCAAAGCAAAAUAUCAGCUGUGGAGUUCAUAAAGUGUACGUGUCCCAUAUUGAGAACCCUGACCAGUUCUUUGUUCAGCUUGUAUCGGAAGAAGGCCAGCUUGAUAUGAUGACUACCUCUCUCACUCAGAUUGCCCUGACUGAUUUACCAGAAAUUCCGACACCCGAAGUUGGCAUGCCAUGCAUUGCAGAAUUCUCAGAAGAUAGUGCACUAUACAGAGGGGUGAUUACAAAAGUCUCGGCAGACAAUGCAGAAGUACGUUUCAGUGACUUUGGUAACACAGACAUCGUACUGUUGUCAUCGAUCCGUGCUGUGACAGACAGCUUUACAAAUAUGCCACCUAUUGCGAUCAAGUGCACUCUCGGGAUUGGUCAAACUUGGGAUCAGGAUGCUGUUGAUAAGUUUUCAGGUGUGGUGAUGGAUGUUGCAGUGAGUGCAGAGUUUAUUACCAAUAGUGUUCCCUGCAAGGUCAAACUUACAGUUGAUGGUACAGAUGUGGCUUCAUCGCUUGGUAUGGAGCCAGUCCUGGCAUACUCUGUCCAAGGUAUACCUAAAGCACCGCAGAAUGGUUACACUAGUCAUGUAGUGUCAGUGAAGCAGUUUUACAUACAACUCGCCAGUGAUGAAAAUGCCCUUGAAUCCCUCAGCGAGAAGUUGAACUCCAUGUGUGAGGCACUACCAAGAGUCACAACAGCGACUGCUGGUAUGGUUUGCGGCAGCAAGUUCUCUGAGGAUGAGUCGUGGUAUCGAGCGGAGGUUGUCAGCGUCCUCCCUGGAAACAAGGCUAAGGUUGUCUUUGUAGAUUAUGGCAACACUGAUGAAGUCGAUGUUGGUAGCCUCAGGAUCCUGCCUGCUGAUUUGGUGCAGAAGCCAUUACUUGCAUUUGAAUGCAAACUGGAAGAGGGCAUCACGAACAAUGAAGAGAACAUCAACAAAUUAACAAACAUGACUGUGGAUAAGGAACUGAAGGUUGAGUUUUUGAGCAGCUCUAAACCCAUCAAAGUCCGAUUGUUUGUUGAGGGGAAGGAUGUUGCUGAAUCCCUUGCUGGAGAUACUAGUCCUGCCACAGAUUCACCAAAGUAUCCUGAAUACAUGCUGACAGGAAAUAAACACAAAGCUUGUGUCUGUCAUGUUGAAUCGCCUGCCCAGUUCUACAUACAAAUGGUUGCCGAUGACAGCAAACUUAAUGAGCUGAUGGACCAGUUAGAUGGACACUAUUCAGCUAACGCCUCUGUCUUGCCACAGGUCACAGAGGGUGUAGCCUGUGUCUGCAGAUACUCUGAAGAUAAUGGUUGGUACCGUGGAAAGGUCGUUGCGAGGUGUGAUGCCACAGUCACAGUCCAGUUCGUGGAUUACGGUAACUGUGAAGAUAAAUCGGUAAAAGAGGUCUACAGUCUUGUUCAGCAGUUCUCAAUUUUGCCGCAAUUUGCAUUGGAGUGUACGAUCGGAAAUGCAGCCUUUUCUAAAGAAGAAACAGAUAAGUUCCAGACCUUGACCAAUGAGAAAGAAUUGGAUGUUACCUUUGCCAAUGAAACCACACCAUAUGCUGUGCAGCUCUUUGAUGGAGCAACAGACCUGACUGCUGAAUUCAAGAAGGAAAGCUCUCCGGGGUUUGUGGCCACAAGUGCGCCUGUGCUUAAGUAUCCCAGACAAGUGAUCACCAAAGGCACUCACAAGGGCUACGUGUCUCAUGUUGAUAGUCUUACCCAGUUUUAUAUUCAGCUGCAGAGUCAGGAGGAUGCUUUGAAUAGCCUAGCUGAACAACUGGACAGCCAUUACGGUUCGAAUACUGCCACUCACCUGGAGAUUAUUGCCGAGGGUGUUUCGUGCACCACGUUAUAUUCGGGAGACGGCCACUGGUAUAGAGGAAUGAUCACUGGCAUCGGUCAUGACAUAGCUACAGUUCAGUUCAUCGACUACGGAAACAGUGAAGAUGUGUCUCAUGAUGCCGUCAAGGUCUUAGCAGCAGACUUUAUCUCGCAGCCUCCUUUUGGAUACCGAUGUUCCAUUGGCGACAAUGCUACAUUCACGCCUGAGGACUCUGAUGCAUUUACAGAGCAAACUGCUGAGAAACUUCUCGAUGUCGAGUUCUGCACUGAUGUUUUGCCAUACAUUGUGAAGAUCUCUGAAGAUUCCGAAUGCCUGACUUCAAAGUACUUUGCAGAAGAUGGCUCAGAAGUCCCUGCGUCCGAUCCGGCUGUUGAGUUGUUCAGUACUGCUGGUGAAGGGCAAGAACCAAAACCUGAGCCGGUUGCAGAUACGCAUGAAUCAAGUACAACUGUACCAGCGGGCUGUAAGUAUUUCAAGUAUCAGUCAUAUCCUGAAGGCUCCACCGAUGACUUCUUCGUUGCUGUUACAAAGUCCCCAGGGCAGUUCUGGUGCCAGAAAACAAGUGACGAAGGUCAACUUGCAGAGCUGACAGACAGCAUCCUUGCUGACGAAACUCUCGUGAAGGGGAGCAUGGUUAUCGAUGACAUCCACAUUGGUGCUGCAUAUCUAGCAAAGUUUACUGAAGAUGACUGUUGGUAUCGUGCAACCGUUUUAACAAUGGAUGCAACAAGUUGUAGUGUCCUGUUUGUCGAUUAUGGGAAUCAAGAGGUGGUCCUGUACGAGAACAUUUCACCAGCUGAUGAUAAAUAUCUUGAACUCCCUGCUUGUGCAGUUGAAUGUUUCCUCAGUGGAGCUUCAUGGACCUGGACAUCUGAGGCAACAGAGAAAUUUUCAGAAAUUGUUGCAGAUAAGAAUGUUAGUAUGAGAUGUUUGAGUACUGCAAGUUCUAGUCUUGGUGCAGGGUUUAAGAAGUUUGGAGUGUCCCUGAUUGUUGACGAAGCAGACAUUGUAGAGAAGUUGAUCGAAGAGAGUCCGGCCAAGGUUGUCACUGAGUUAAGGGAGCAAAAGAUACAACUUACUGAAGAGCCAAGUUUGCAAUCUACUGAUGAUGUUGAAUUGCAGUAUGCCAGAACAGAGGUAAAAUUGGAAAAUAAGUAUGAGGUAACCGUAUCAUUUGUUACCUCACCCAACCAGUUCUCGCUGCAGUGUUCCAAUGCUCAGGCAUCCUUGGAUGCUCUGAUGGCAAAAAUAGAUGAAACUUAUGCAGAGCUCUCGGAAAGUGAUCGACGUCUACAGCAUCCUUCAGUCGGUCAGCCAUGCGUUGUUAAGUACUCCGAAGAUGGUAGCUGGUAUCGAGGACAGAUAGAAAAAGUUUUGGAAGGCAAUCGAGUGGAAGUUUAUUUUGUUGAUUACGGCAGCAGCGAGGAAACUGAUCUGAGUUGUAUAAAGACGAUCGAGUCAAGUAUGGUGGAGCAGCCAAUGUAUGCGAUGGAAUGCUUCCAUGCCGGGAUGAAGUCGAUAGAAGGCCCCUGGUCUGCUAAAGCCAUAGAAAUCUUCUCCAAUCUAGUCCUAGAGAAAAAGCUGAUCUGUGAGUUCCUCUCACAAGAAACCGACUGUGAUAGUCCAUGCUAUGUUCAGUUAUAUGAUAUGGGUAUUUCUGUCAUGGACAAAAUGGUUGAGGAAGGAGUGGCCGAAAGGACAGCUGAAGCACUUGGUCAUUUUUUAGACACUAGUCUGUUGGAGCCCAACGCUCCCACUCCCCAGGAGUCAGAAGAUGUUGCAGCGCCCAUUCCACUUGAGAAUGCUUCCGAAGAGAUGAAACAAGCCAUAGAGAAAGAUGCUGAACCAAAAGUUCAUUACAUUGAAUAUAAAAUGCCACAGCUUGACCCCGGAUCCAAAAUUGAUGUCUUUGUAACAUCUGUCACUAACCCGACUGACUUUUGGUGCCAGUUAGCUGAUUCCUCGGAAGACCUUCCAUUGCUGAUGGACACAUUCCAUGAGUAUUGCCAUGACAACAAAGAUGCCCAUCUUGAAGAUGAACUUGUUGAAUGCCUGCCUUGUAUUGCAUGUACACAAGAAGGAGAAGACCAGGCUUGGUACCGGGCAAAGGUCAUCAAAGCAAGGGAUGAAGAUGUCAAUGUAUGUCUUGUUGAUUAUGGCAACAUGGAGGAUGUUUCGAGAGAUAAACUGUACAAACUUCAGCAAGAACACACAGAUCUCCCGUUACAGGCUUUCAAAUGCUCCUUGAAAGAUGUCAAACCAAUUGGUGAAAACUGGGACGUCAGUGCUUGCACACGCUUUGAGGAGCUAACUUACGAUAAGAAGUUGAAGUUAGAGAUAACUGAUGUCCGUGGACAAGGUCCACUCCUUGUCGUCCUUGGAAUCCUAGAAGAAGGGGAGGAAUCAGUGCUGAAGAAAUUGAUUGAUGAGGGAUAUGCUGAGGUUCAAGACGAAGAAGCAUUUAGUCUUGCUGAAGACAGCACUGCUUGUGCUACAGAUGAUGCCCGGAGGCUUGAUGAGAGGGAUGAGUUUCAAGAUGCUGAAGCCGAAGUAGCAGACGAUGCUACUGGAAAUGAAGAAGUAGAAGUUCUAUCUGAAGUUGAAGAGGGCUCUAGUGAAAAUCAGGAAGCUGAAGUUGUAGAUGACGCUACAGGAAAUGAGGUAGCUGAAGUGGCAGACGACACGAUUGAAUAUGACGAAGCUGAAGUGCUUCAAAAACUUGAUGAUGAUGUUAUAGGGAAAUCGUCGGAGGGAAUUGAUGUACAAGGAAAUGUGGCUGAAGAAGCUGGUGAUUUCAAAGAGGCUGAGAUUGAUGCUGAUGCGGUUGAGGCAAUCCGGGAGUUGGAUGAUGUUUUGGAGAAGGAGGGUGCUGCUGACGAGCCAGAGAAUAACGGAGGACCUGAUGAUAUGGCUGACCUCGCAGAGACCAAGGAGGCCGGUGAGGGCAGUGGACAUCAGGAGCCUGGGAAACCUCUCAAGACUGGGGAAGGAGUUGAGUCCGAAGCCGAUGCUGAGCUUGACUGCAAUGCAGAAACAAAGGAAGAAAGUGAAGAAGCUGGACAAGUUGUUGCAGCAAAAGAUGGAGAUGAUGAUGCUGAAAUAGCAGAUUCAGUAAUGCAAGAAUUUGCAAGAAACACUGUUGAAAACAUUAUAUUCAAUGCCAGAGAAGUUCUUCAAAGUGAAAGUCAGGAGGAUACAUCUGAGAAGUUAUCCUCUCUUCAUAUCAUCGCUGAUGAUAAAUUGCCUGUUGUCUUCACUCACGGAACGUCGCCGCAUGACUUCUACCUACAACCAAAGUCAUCCUCAGAGCUGCUAUCCAACCUGAUGCAGGAGAUUGCUAGUUGGUGUGAGAUGGAAGAGGCUACAGAGUUUACUCCAAGUGUCGGUGAUGCUUGCCUUGCCCAUGGAGUAGAUGACCAGUGGUAUCGAGCAAGGAUUAUGAGCGUGGAUAAAGAAGAAUAUCAGGUUGUUUUCAUAGAUACAGGAAUGAAAGCUACAGUGAAUCAAAUUCGACCUAUUCCUGAUGAAUUCCAGUCGUUGCCAUGUCAGGCAGUGCGAUGUCGACUCGGAGGUGUGAAGGAGACUCACAGCAGUAUGAAUAAACAUGUCAAGGAAACAUUCAUGGAAAUGUGUUUGGAAAACCUUUUAAGUAGGUUCGUGGAAAAACUAGAUGAUGGUUACUACUCUGUUUACCUGUACAAUAGUGAGGAUGACGUUGAAUCUGUCAACUUGGAAUUGGUGGAGGCAUUCGGCCUUGAUGUGGUAGCGGGCUCUGAACUUGAAAUAGCCGCGGGAAAUGUCGAAGCAGAUAUGGGAUCUGAAAAAGAAAUGUCGUUCCAAGAGGUUGGGGCAGAAAGAUAUAGCUCCCUUGGUACCCUACCUGGAGAAAACCCUACUAUUGUCAUCAGUGGUGAUAGCCAGGAGAAUUGGAAGGAAAGCCCAGAAGGACAGGUCAAUGGGACUGAGGGAGAGGAGGUAAAUGGAUCCAGAGAAGAGGUUCAUGUAAAAUCGUCCAAAUUGGUCACUGAAGAAGUGGAGCCAACUGAACCUACAGAUGUGAGCACAGAAUAAUGCUUGGGACUAUAAUACCAUAGUGGAGUUCAUUGAUUUGUGGAUAAAGCUAUUGUUUUAUUGUUUAUCGAAGUGACCCUUUACAUGGAGUUCGUGGUCUUAUUCACUUGCGUUGAAUGGAAACUUGUUCAUUGCCACAUGUUUGAGCAGAUGUUACCUGUUAUUUGAGAUUCAUGAAGGGAAACGCUCCAUUUUUUGGCUGUGUCUGUUGGUUCAUACUUGGUAGCGUGGGUCAUUGAUAAAGCUCUCAAUUAUUCUAUCUCAUGAUAUGUGCUCCAUGAGAAAAUCUGCAAGACAUCAUACCUUGCUAAGGUAGACAAUUUUGUUUGUUUUUUAAUAAGUGUAAUCCAGUGCCCUCUUCAACACCAUUUUGUAAUUCUUGUACAUUAAUAUAAUAAUUCUAUUUCAUAAACACUUAGAUUUCAUUACAUCGGUAACAAUAUUGUGUACAAUGUACUGUAGAACUUUCCAUAGCGGACACCUCUCUUAUGCAUUGUGUCUCAAAUUGGUUUCCAAUGAAUUUGACCUCAGUAAUCAGAACGCCUUUCAAUUAAGGACAUCUUUUGUCAGUACCAAGGGUCUCCUUGAUGUAUUCAUGGCAUUAGAAAAGACUUGUAUGGUGACUUUGUUCCGAUUUGGCAUGUAAACCAUCUUGAGGUUCAUUUGUUAAUAGCAUAUUGUAUAUAUUUUAUCAUACCGACAUGAAAAUUAUGUACAAGUUAUAAGUUAGGAGCAUUUGGUACAUAGAUAUACUUUCGAUAUUGCUUGUUCUUUCCCAAUGAGGACUAGUAUUUUCAUUUCAUAAACCAUUGUAAUUACAUGUAUCAAUUAUGUACCAUUACGGCGAUUGAAUACAGAGAUAUAAAAAGCGUAAAUUCAGGCUGAAAAUUAGUUUUGCCCUAACUGCUUUUCACCAUCACCAUGCCUUGCAAUGCUAAAGCCACAACACUAGCCUUUAGAUGAAAGAGGGGUCAUCAAGAGAAUGAUCAGCAGAAAACAACAUGGAACAGUGAUAUUGUGGUUAUCUGUGUUCAUGUAUUUGCUUAGUUGCUAAUUAUAGACUUGUAUUUGUAAAAUCGUUUAAAAAGAGGCAGAGGUAGCAGAUGCAGGUUUGUCGUUUUAGUUUGUAAAUGGGUUUACUGCAAAUUUUGUAUUGAUGAAAAUUGUUUCUGAUCUAUUGGUUAGGUCCUGUUCAAAAUAUGUUCGUUUUAAAAACAAUUCGAGAGGAAAUUCUCCAAAAAGAAGUUUAGUUAUUUCCAUAUAUUUGGGAAAGAAAUUCUAACUUGCAUAUUCUUAUGUCUGCCUUCAUAAUGUGCUCUCCAAGGUAUUUUACAAGACUGUACCAAAGUUGCCAAUCGUAGCCUAAUAAUUGAUCCAAAUAAA
This is a messenger RNA of Lineus longissimus, 12723 nucleotides long. RefSeq names its product maternal protein tudor-like. Bases 139 to 11340 code for a protein of 3733 amino acids. The record is from RefSeq and is a predicted model, not a curated record. Lineage: Eukaryota; Metazoa; Nemertea; Pilidiophora; Heteronemertea; Lineidae. The transcript has 8 exons.